CGGGCCUGAUCCUAGAGCACUGGGGGUGGGGUGGAGGUGUUACCUUAAAAUGCAAGUUGGAUAAAAGGAGGACCUCUCGCCAAGGGCCCCAAUGAGUGGCACACAGUCGACUAUCACGGACAGGAGACCAACUGUUUCUGUCGCCGAUGGUAUCGAAGAAGUGCUCUCCUCCGCCGCUUUCUGAUGACAUCAGAUCUCUGCCAUGUUGGUAUCCCAUGCGAAUGGCAGCAUUUCGUUCCCUUUGCCGGGUGACCAAAACAACGGGUUUCCCCUCAAAAAACCUAUAAGGCAUGGAAGUAUUUUGAACCGAGAGUCACCAACAGAUAAGAAGCAGAAAGUUGAACGCAGUGCAUCACAUGACUUUGACCCCACAGAUAGUUCCUCCAAGAAGACAAAGUCUAGUUCAGAGGAGAGUAGAUCCGAGAUAUAUGGUCUUGUUCAGCGUUGUGUAAUCAUCCAGAAAGAUGACAAUGGAUUUGGGCUGACAGUCAGUGGAGACAAUCCAGUCUUCGUACAGUCUGUGAAAGAAGAUGGAGCAGCCAUGCGGGCUGGAGUACAGACAGGUGAUCGAAUCAUCAAGGUGAAUGGAACUCUGGUGACUCAUUCAAACCAUUUGGAGGUGGUGAAGCUAAUCAAAUCUGGUUCCUAUGUAGCUCUCACUGUUCAGGGACGCCCUCCUGGGUCGCCCCAGAUUCCACUUGCUGACUCUGAAGUAGAACCAUCAGUCAUUGGACAUAUGUCUCCCAUCAUGACAUCCCCUCACUCACCUGGAGCAUCUGGGAAUAUGGAGCGAAUCACUAGUCCUGUGCUCAUGGGGGAAGAAAAUAAUGUGGUUCAUAACCAGAAAGUAGAAAUUCUGAGAAAAAUGUUGCAGAAAGAACAGGAACGGCUACAGUUAUUGCAGGAAGAUUACAACCGAACACCUGCCCAAAGAUUGCUAAAAGAGAUCCAAGAAGCCAAGAAACACAUUCCUCAGCUGCAAGAGCAGUUAUCCAAAGCCACAGGCUCUGCUCAGGAUGGAGCUGUAGUUAUACCCUCCAGGCCUUUAGGUGAUGCCUUAACAGGCAGUGAGGCAGAAAUAGAACCUGGAGAUGGACUGGGCAGGACAGACUGGAGCACUGGAGAUGCAUCUCGGCCUAGUAGUGACAAUGCAGAUAGUCCCAAGAGUGGCAUGAAAGAGAAGAUUUAUCUAGAGGAAAGCCCAGAGAAAAGUGAAGCAAUUCAGGACACUCAGGACACUCAGUCACUUGUUGGGAGUCCCUCAACCCGUGUUGCACCUCAUAUAAUUGGAGCAGAGGAUGAUGAUUUUGGUACUGAGCAUGAACAGAUCAAUGGGCAGUGCAGCUGUUUCCAGAGCAUUGAGUUGCUAAAAUCUCGCCCUGCUCACUUGGCUGUUUUCUUACACCAUGUAGUUUCCCAGUUUGACCCUGCAACAUUGCUCUGUUAUCUCUAUUCAGACCUGUACAAACAGACCAAUUCCAAAGAAACUCGUCGCAUCUUUCUUGAGUUUCAUCAGUUCUUCCUGGAUCGAUCUGCACAUCUGAAGGUUUCUGUUCCUGAAGAAAUAUCUGUAGAUCUAGAAAAGAGGAGACCUGAACUUAUUCCUGAGGAUCUACAUCGUCACUAUAUCCAAACUAUGCAAGAAAGAGUCCACCCAGAAGUUCAGAAGCAUUUAGAAGAUUUUCGGCAGAAACGUAGUAUGGGACUGACCUUGGCUGAAAGUGAGCUGACUAAACUUGAUGCAGAGCGAGACAAGGACCGGGUAAUUUUGGAGAAGGAGCGGGCAUGUGCAGAACAGAUCGUUGCCAAAAUUGAAGAAGUGUUGUUGACUGCUCAGGCUGUAGAAGAAGAAAAGAGUUCCACAAUGCAGUAUGUUAUUCUCAUGUAUAUGAAGCAUUUGGGAGUAAAAGUGAAAGAACCUCGAAAUCUGGAGCACAAGCGGGGUCGGAUUGGAUUCCUUCCAAAAAUCAAGCAAAGUAUGAAGAAAGAUAGAGAAGGCGAAGAAAAAGGGAAGCGAAGAGGAUUCCCUAGCAUUCUAGGACCCCCAAGGAGACCAAGUCGUCAUGACAAUAGUGCAAUUGGCAGGGCCAUGGAACUACAGAAGCCACGCCAUCCUAAGCAUUUAUCCACACCUUCAUCUGUGAGUCCAGAACCCCAGGACUCUGCUAAGGUGCGGCCAUGUGGCUUAGCAAAUGAAGGAACAGACACUGGAUACCUUCCUGUCAAUUCCGUGUCCUCUGUGGCUUCAGGGUCCACUCUUUCCCAAGAAGGAGGGAAAGAGAAUGAUAUAGGAUCAAAACAAGUCGGAGAAACACCAGCAUCUGGAGACUCAUUGGAUGGCACACCUCGUACUCCCAAUACCAUCUUUGAUUUCCCACCUCCUGCAUUAGACCAAGUGCAGGAGGAGGAGUUUGAAGUAGAAAGGGUGAUGGAACAUGGGACACCAAAGCCCUUUAGAAAGUUUGACAGCAUAGCCUUUGGAGAAAGUCAAAGUGAGGAUGAACAAUUUGAAAAUGACCUAGAGACAGAUCCACCCAACUGGCAGCAGCUUGUUAGUAGAGAAGUGUUACUGGGACUCAAACCUUCUGAGAUCAAAAGACAGGAAGUGAUUAAUGAAUUGUUCUACACCGAGAGAGCUCAUGUUCGAACAUUGAAGGUUCUUGAUCAAGUAUUCUAUCAGCGAGUAUCCAGAGAAGGAAUUCUUUCACCUUCAGAACUACGAAAGAUUUUUUCAAACUUGGAAGAUAUUCUUCAACUUCAUGUUGGGCUGAAUGAACAAAUGAAGGCUGUUCGAAAGAGGAAUGAGACCUCUGUUAUUGAUCACAUUGGGGAAGAUCUGUUGACCUGGUUCAGUGGACCAGGAGAGGAGAAGUUGAAACAUGCUGCUGCUACGUUUUGCAGUAAUCAACCUUUCGCUCUGGAAAUGAUCAAGUCUCGUCAGAAAAAGGACUCUCGAUUCCAGACAUUUGUGCAAGAUGCUGAGAGUAAUCCACUUUGUCGUCGUCUUCAGCUGAAAGAUAUCAUUCCCACCCAAAUGCAGAGGCUUACUAAAUACCCACUUCUUUUGGAUAACAUUGCCAAAUACACAGAAUGGCCAAUGGAAAGAGAGAAGGUGAAGAAAGCUGCUGAUCACUGUCGUCAGAUCUUAAAUUAUGUAAAUCAGGCUGUCAAGGAGGCAGAAAACAAACAGCGCUUGGAAGAUUAUCAGCGUCGCCUUGAUACCUCCAAUCUGAAGUUAUCAGAGUAUCCAAAUGUUGAAGAGCUCAGGAAUUUGGAUUUAACAAAAAGGAAGAUGAUUCAUGAAGGACCAUUGGUUUGGAAGGUGAAUAGAGACAAAAGUAUUGAUCUGUACACAUUGCUGCUGGAGGACAUUCUUGUUUUGUUACAAAAACAGGAUGAUAGGCUGGUGUUAAGGUGUCAUAGUAAGAUUCUGGCAUCUACAGCUGAUAGCAAACACACAUUUAGUCCUGUCAUUAAGUUGAAUACAGUGUUGGUUCGACAAGUGGCAACGGACAACAAAGCUUUAUUUGUCAUCUCCAUGUCAGACAACGGAGCCCAAAUUUAUGAAUUGGUGGCACAGACAGUCUCUGAAAAGACUGUCUGGCAGGACCUAAUCUGUCGAAUGGCUGCAUCAGUGAAGGAGCAAUCCACAAAGCCAAUUCCAUUACAGUCACCAGCUUGCGAAGGAGACAAUGAUGAAGAAGAACCACCAAAAUUAAAAGUAGAACAGCAUGGCAUUUCAGUCACUGGUCUACAAAGUCCAGACAGAGAUUUGGGAUUAGAGUCUCCCUUAAUAUCAUCAAAACCUCAGUCUCAUUCACUGAGUAUCUCUGGGAAAUCAGAGGCAGAUGAUCUUUUUGUGACUGAGGGACAGUUUGCAAAGGAACAGCAUACAGAUGGGACACUAAAGGAAAGUGGAGAAAAUUAUCAAAUAACAAUCCCAGAUCCAAACUUGCCUGUCUCAGAAGAACGGUGGGCAUUGGAUGCACUAAGGAAUUUGGGUCUGUUGAAGCAGUUGCUGGUACAGCAGCUAGGUUUGACUGAGAAGAACACUCAGGAAGACUGGCAGCGUUUCCCAAGUUACAGGAUAACCUCUCAGGGGGUGCAGGCAGAUAGUGAAAUCCAGAACUCUGAAAAUACAAAGGCUUAUCCUGGUGAAGGACAGAUGCCCUUUAGAACUGGAACUGGUGACAUUGCAGCUUGUUACAGUCCACGGACUUCAACUGAAUCUUCUGCUCCACGGGAUUCAGUGGUACUGGCAUCCCAAGAUAGCCAGGCAAGUAACAUUUUAGUAAUGGACCACAUGAUUAUGACCCCAGAGAUGCCUGCCACAGAGCCAGAAGGGGGUCUUGAUGAGAGUGGAGAGCACUUUUUUGAUGCCCGUGAAGCACAUAGUGAUGAUAAUCCAUCAGAAGGUGAUGGAGCAGUUAAAAAGGAGGAGAAGGAUGUUAAUUUACGCAUCUCAGGAAACUGUUUGAUCCUCGAUGGCUAUGAAACGGUGCAGGAGAGCUCCACAGAUGAGGAGGUUGCUUCCUCAUUUACCCUGCAGCCUGUGACAGGCAUCCCUUCUAUGGACUCCACUCACCAUCAGCAGCAUUCUCCCCAGAAUGCUCAUUCUGAUGGGGCAGGUUCGCCAUUCACCCCAGAAUUCCUGGUCCAGCGGCGCUGGGGAACUAUGGAAGAUUCCUGUUUUGAGAUCCAGAGCCCCUCCUCUUAUACAGAUUCACAAAGCCAGAUCAUGGAGUACAUUCAUAAGAUAGAGGCUGACCUUGAACACUUAAAGAAGGUGGAAGAAAGUUAUACCAUUCUUUGCCAAAGGCUGGCUGGAUCAGCCCUCACAGACAAGCACUCAGAUAAAAGUUAAAAGCUGAGUGUCCUGGAGGUGACUGCAGGUUGUUGGAUUUUGAGCAUUGGCCUUGUAUCAACCACAUCCUGGUUCCAGUGUGGACACAGAGAGAGUGUGACAGAGGAACUGCCUGUGAACCACUUGGGAUUAACCAUGUCCUGAGGUGCCCAGAGCAGGACUAGUUCGUCACAGUCUGGCAGCUGCACUGGUCUGUCAGUGAGGGAACGUCUAUUCUCUCACUCUCCUCUCCUCACUGUCGGAAAGUCGUUUUGAUUCAGAACAAAAACCAAAUGUAUAGAGCUUUGGGUGUAGGAUAUGAAAUUGUACUUAGACAUAAGAAAAAGAAAAUCAGAUGUAUUUAUUUGACUUCAUCCGUAUUUGAAAGCACAUUUUAAUUUUUAUUUGCCUUGUUUUAUUUUAAUUGAGUAGUGAGAGUUCUGGCCCUUUGUAUUUAGUACACCCAAGGAUCAAUUGCUCCUGAAGUGAAAAGGUCAGGAUGGGGUAUUAGGAGGUUGGGUAGAGAGGAGAUGAAGCAGAGGGAGGAAAAGCAUCUUAUCUUCACUAAUUGUGUUCCAUACUCUCUGCUGUGCAGCAGGCUGAUUUUCUGAGGGUCACCUCAAAGGCAUGGUGGUCCCUAUGUGCAGAAGAUGUGAGCUAUGUGCUGCCCAGAGGUCAGAGAGUAGUGGGCUUCCUCCUACCUUAAUGCAAGCACUGCUUCUCUGUAGCUGGAAUAUACCCCCAAUUAACAGGAAUCCUCAACAUACUAAAUAGCAGGCACUUGAAAAUGGGUGUAUUCUCUUCUGUUGUCAUCUUUUCUAAUGAGGGUUGGGAUUUGGGAGGGAGAGGAAAGCAAAUUUUUUAUUUUCUUGACUAUAAAUUUGUUAUUCUUGGUAUUGUUUCAUUUUUAUAAUUCUACAUUAGACUUUGGCACUUGUAAAAUCAUUCCUGCAGAUUAAGCAGGAAGUAAGAACAAAUAAAUGGAAAUGCUUCAGUGGUGGUGGGGGUUGCUAAGGAAGGGUGGGAUGGGGGUGGGUAAAGAGUUUGGGAAGGUUAUCUAAAAUGAAUCACUACUGAGUUGAACCAUGGCUAUCUUAAGCCACGGGUACUGCUGAUUAUAAGGCCAGUAAAAUAUUAGUACCUGGAGGUUUGACUCUAAUUUUUUGCACUGAUGGUGCCAAAGGGCUCUUUGAGUCACGAGGAGAGCCAGGGUGGAGUGAAAAAGAUGUGGUGGAGGAGGCAGAACUGCUCACACCAGCUCCAGAAUCACUUCCUCUGACCUCACUGCCACAACUCUGUCCAAACUGGGCCAUGACUGACCUUAGGAAUUGCAGACCAGAGCAUACACUGGAUACUGCAGGCAAAGUGUUGGUAACUGCCUGCUCUAGGAUGAAUAGCAGUAUUGGCAGCACCUACAGAGGAUAUAUAUGUCAGAAUUAUAACUUGAGAACUCCUUCAUUUAUAUUGGCUUUCUGUGGUUUUCUUUGUACAUUAGGUAAAUGUAUUUCUGGAGUAUUUUGCCAACUAAAAUGAAUUCAUUUGUCAAAGUUGUAAAUUCUGUUAAUAAAGAAGGAGUUCACUCAUUGUUCACAUCUUUCAGUAGUGCCCUCUGAACUCUGUGGGUAAUCAGGAUGUAAUUUUUUUCUUCGCUGCAGCCCCCUUCCUCAAAAACAGAAGCUUUCUCACCACAAAUGGUGAGGAUUCCCAACUACUUCUAUAAACACCACUACAACUUAACAAGCUUAUUUAUCUGCAUCCAGAUUCCUGUUUCUGUCCUUUCAAAACUGAUCUAUGUUUUUAGGUAGAUCAACUUGGAUCUUUGUACCUCAUCUAUAAAUUGAAAUUAUAUUUCAAGUCAUAGGCCAAGUAUAAUUUAACUCAGAAUGAAAUUGAAAAUGUUUAGAGGCAGAAGCUAACAAAUAAGUGAAGCUUGGAAUUUGGAACUUUUCUGUAUCUCUUAGGAGAAGCAAGUAGAAACCAAAUGGUUACAUUGUGCUGCUGGAAAUAGUGUAGUCACUUCCAAUAAAAAGGGUUAAACCUGUAGCCACUUGACACUAAAACCUUCAGGAGAAAGACACUACAGGGUCAUUACAUAAUUCUUUAGCACUCAAGAAGGUUGUAAGUUAGCAAAGUUUGGGUUUCUCUUCUAGUUCAGCCAGUAUUUUGUUCUUAGUAAUUAUUUACUUCUCUUUUCUUGCAAUUUAGCCUUUCCUUGGCUAAACAGGCCUAACUGGAAAAAUACUUUGACUGUAGCUCUAGUACUUUGAAAUACAUUCAUGCCCCAAGAUAAAGUUAAUUCUGAAAUCCAUCCUACUACUUUUAGUGUUCUUUUGACCUUACCAUCCUAAUUUCUUCCCUUCUCCUUCCUAACCUGACCUCCCACACUUUGAUUUCAUUUUGGCCAUUAUAAUCACAUCUGUUUGACUUUCAUAUUAUAUCUCUCCCCCUUCAGGGAAGAUAGAAUUAGAUAUUCCUCCUGACUUUGAGUGAAAUUGGUUACCAUUAAAGGAUUUUUCUCAAAGUUACAUAACUAGAAGUUGGAAUCUGCUGUUGUACUGAGGAGUGUGAUGGAGGCAGACAACAACCUUCCCUAAGCCAGAAAGUUACAUGUUGGCUAUGGAAGUGACCUGCACUGAUACUCUGUUCUCUCCUGUGGGCUUACUGGCUCUUUUACUGUUAAGUGGCAAAUUACAUUUGGAGGGUCUCCUUCCUUUUUAGAGAAUAGACUUAAUCAAGGCAAAUCAGCAAUCCCCCAAAGUGCUAUAAUUUAAAAUCAGAUUAUUGCCAUGACCGUAUGUUUUUGUGUAAUUUAAAAUCAGCUAACUUGAACUUCCUGAGCUAUGUUGACUUUUAGAACCUAAAUUGUAAUUCUUACAUUGCAUGGGAGGUAGAUUUCCUAAGAUUUUUGGCUUUCUUUCCCACAAAACAACUUCUAAUGACUAUUAGGAUGAAUCCCCUUUUAAAAAUUUUUGUUUGUUUGUUUGUUUUGGGGGGAGAAAGAAGUGACUGUGGUAAUACAGAAGAAAGGCCUUUUUUUUCCCUCUUUUAAUUAUUUAGAAGCUAAAAGAAUUACAUUUCCUGUGAGUUUUCUUUUACUCGCAUCUUUUUUUUUUUUUCUUUGAUGUUAGUAAACUUGGCACAUUUCUUGAGGUGUUGGUAUCUCACACUGGAAGUCCUCUUCUCUGAAGUUGAUAUGAUGUUAUUUGGAACUACUAGAGCUUUGGUCAUGGUUUCCUUUCCUGCAUGUCACAGAGGGCACCAUUGAGAACUGUGUGCAUAGGACCUCAAAAUACAAAAUUAGCAGGAACUUAUAGCAGCUAACUGUGGGCUAGCCUACCCUCCCCCCAGUAGUACAAUUUUUGUUUUUUAAAUCAUGUUUUUCUGACAUUUCUGCACCCUUUUCAGAGUGAUCUGCAAAAUUAUUCUUCCUUUAAGAAGAGUUCCUUUUGUCUUGUACCUUAUGCCUUCCCCACUGGAACUGAGGGUUUUGAUAAUAAAUUAGUAGGAAAAAAAAAAUGUUCUUCCUAGAAGGAAGCCUCCCUGCCAUUCCCAGGUGCCAACUGCUAAGCAGGUAUACUGCAAAAAUGGUAACUGUAACGUGCACACUGUUGGUUAUUUUUAAUAAGCCUCUUCCUACUAGAACAUUUUAUUUUCCUUGUUCACCAUACAAUCAUGUACUCUUUAACAGAAAUUGCUUUUAAAAAAUCUGGAAAUAUCUUUUAAAAACUUUAUUAAUAAUCAUGUAUUUUUACUGAUCACAUUUUGAAAUGCCUAAAAGACUUUAUUGUUCUAAUUAUCCAGAUGUACCUUUGUAAAAUAGCUCUUUUAUGAACUAGCUGUUAAGGCUGUAUGUUUCUGGAACAAAAUAUUGGUCAUCUAAAAUCUUUCUGUUUUCUGGGGUUUGGGAAAAUAGAAAAUAAGAGUUCAAAUAUUAAAUAAGCUUAAAGGAA
Messenger RNA from Marmota monax (woodchuck), 8793 nucleotides. RefSeq names its product Rho guanine nucleotide exchange factor 12 (gene Arhgef12). The coding region runs from base 203 to 4864 and encodes 1553 amino acids. The transcript is spliced from 42 exons. Gene Ontology annotation, molecular function: GTPase activator activity; G protein-coupled receptor binding; guanyl-nucleotide exchange factor activity. Gene Ontology annotation, cellular component: cytoplasm. The record is from RefSeq and is a predicted model, not a curated record. Gene Ontology annotation, biological process: G protein-coupled receptor signaling pathway; Rho protein signal transduction. Lineage: Eukaryota; Metazoa; Chordata; Mammalia; Rodentia; Sciuridae.